Molecule: messenger RNA, 1777 nt
Organism: Mustela erminea (ermine)
Lineage: Eukaryota; Metazoa; Chordata; Mammalia; Carnivora; Mustelidae
Gene: PEF1
Product: penta-EF-hand domain containing 1
Exons: 5
Coding region: 102-971 (289 amino acids)
Biological process (GO): COPII vesicle coat assembly
Molecular function (GO): calcium ion binding
Source: RefSeq, a predicted model, not a curated record
GUGCAUAUCCAAUCAUAAGCGAGCCCACACCCCAGGCCCAGGCGGGGCAGGCACAGGACUGGUAAGCCCCGCCCCUCGCCGACGUGUGACGUCGAGUCGCCAUGGCCAGCUACCCCUACGGGCAGGGCUGCCCAGGAGCUGGAGGACAAGCGCCUGGAGCCCCUCCAGGCAGCUACUACCCUGGACCCCCGCAUGGUGGAGGGCAAUAUGGCAGUGGGGUACCCGCUGGUGGCGGUUAUGGAGGAGGUCCUGCCCCCGGAGGGCCUUAUGGACCGCCAGCUGGUGGAGGACCUUACGGACACCCCAACCCUGGGGGACCCCCCUCUGGAACUCCAGGAGGACUGUAUGGUGGAGCAGCCCCAGGGGGCCCCUACGGUCAGCCGCCUCCGAAUUCCUACGGGGGCCAGCAUCCUGGGCCUUACGGACAGGGACCUCCUCCAGGUGGCGUUCCUCCAAAUGUGGAUCCUGAGGCUUACUCCUGGUUCCAGUCAGUGGACUCCGAUCACAGUGGCUACAUCUCCAUCAAGGAGCUGAAGCAGGCUCUGGUCAACUCUAACUGGUCCUCUUUCAAUGACGAGACAUGCCUCAUGAUGAUCAAUAUGUUUGACAAAACGAAGUCAGGCCGCAUCGACGUCUAUGGUUUCUCAGCCUUGUGGAAGUUCAUCCAACAGUGGAAGAACCUCUUCCAGCAGUACGACCGGGACCACUCCGGCUCCAUUAGCUACACGGAGCUGCAGCAAGCUCUGUCCCAGAUGGGCUACAACCUGAGCCCCCAGUUCACCCAGCUCCUGGUCACCCGCUACUGCCCGCGCUCCGCCAGCCCCGCCAUGCAGCUAGACCGCUUCAUCCAGGUGUGCACCCAGCUGCAGGUGCUGACCGAGGCCUUCCGGGAGAAGGAUACAGCCGUGCAGGGCAACAUUCGACUCAGCUUUGAGGACUUUGUCACCAUGACAGCUUCUCGGAUGCUCUAAGCUGGCCCAUCUGGGGAGAGCAGAGUGGACCAGGGACCUUUCCUGGCUCCUGAGAGUGGGGGAGGCGUGUGGGCCUCUCCUCUUUUCCUGCCCCUCCUAGAAAAAGAUUCUCCCUUUCCUGAUGCAGCACUGUUUCCGAAGAGGGCCUGGAGUCCCGUGUCCCUGUCACCAAAUCGUGGGGACCUGGACAGAGGCCACACAGGUAGUGGCCUGACCUAAGAGAGGACUGAAGUUGAAUGUCCUGAGCAUUUAAUGUCCUGAGCCCUAAGCAUUUAAAUGGCCCAGCCUUGUGCCAGGAGCAGGAGAUGUCAGUGGAGUGAGUAGUGCCCAGUCAGCUGAGCUCCAGCCUCUGGCUGUUCCUUCUGCACCCUGACACCAGUGGUAAGUGUUCAUUAGCCUCUUGCCAUUAGCACCUGAGCCCCCUCACCUACACCGUCUUGUCCAAUGAACCCAGUUUCUCCAAAGUGGAAGUUAACCAAGCAGGAGGGAGGUUUGUCCACGGCACCAAGUGGCUUGGGUUCCACCAGCCCCAUGUCCCAAAUCCGCGCGUGUUGACUUCUAGCUGCCUGGGUGCCGUCCCUGCUCAGGGAGCUCCGACAGUCUGCUCUCUGGGCGUCCUCGGCCAGGCUCCCCCUCUGCAGCUUGGACCCUCCCUUGCCUGCCAUUGUCUGCUUGGCUUCAGUCCCAGUUGCCUCCUCCCAACGCCAAUGCUCUUUUUUUAUUUGUGGUUUUGUUGUUUUUUUUCUUCUUUCGGGGCCAAAAGUCCAGUGAAACUGUAAGCUUCAAUAAAAGGACAAAACUCUGUA